This is a messenger RNA of Aspergillus novofumigatus IBT 16806, 1677 nucleotides long. RefSeq names its product alpha-amylase. The transcript has 2 exons. Gene Ontology annotation, molecular function: calcium ion binding; alpha-amylase activity. Gene Ontology annotation, biological process: carbohydrate catabolic process. NCBI's taxonomy places the organism in Eukaryota, Fungi, Ascomycota, Eurotiomycetes, Eurotiales, Aspergillaceae. Bases 1 to 1677 code for a protein of 558 amino acids. The record is from RefSeq and is a predicted model, not a curated record.
AUGUCAUACUCGUUGCGAAUCCUGCAGUUGCUUUGCAUCACUGCAGGGCUUGACCUGCUCAUGUCAUCCUUGGCUGCAGAUACAAGUGCAUGGAAGUCCAGGUCUAUCUAUCAGACCAUGACAGACAGAUUUGCACGUACGGAUGGGUCCACCACUCAUCCAUGCAACACCACAGAAGGGCUACGCUGCGGUGGUUCGUGGAGAGGCACAAUUCAACACCUUGACUACAUUCAUGGAAUGGGAUUCGACGCUAUCAUGAUCUCCCCAAUCGUCCAGAAUGCCGAGGGCCGUGUGCAGUACGGAGAAGCCUAUCAUGGCUACUGGGUCCAGGAUAUGUAUGCGCUAAACCCACACUUUGGCACUCACCAGGACCUGCUAGACUUGAGCAAGGCUGUUCAUGACCGCGGCAUGUAUUUGAUGGUAGAUACUGUCAUCAACAACUUGGCGUACAUCACCAACGGACGAGAUCCGGCAACGAGCAUUGACUAUUCAACGCUCAGCCCAUUCAACGACCCAAUAUUCUUCCAUCCAUAUUGCAAGAUCACCGACUAUGACAACUAUCCAUUGGCGCAGACUUGCUGGACAGGUGAUGAUGUUGUUCCCCUUCCAGAUCUAAAGACAGAAGAUAGCCAAGUUCAGAGCCUGCUUAUGGACUGGAUUAGAAAAAUGAUGACUACGUAUUCAAUCGACGGUCUACGUCUGGAUGCAGCGAAGCAUAUUACGCCAAGUUUCCUGCCCUUGUUCCAUAACGCUUCUGGCGCUUUCAUUACUGGCGAAGUUUUUGAGCCAUCCGUGAAGACGAUCUGCGGAUAUCAAAAUGACCUCCCCAGUGUCCCGAAUUAUCCUAUCUAUUAUUCCAUCUUGGAGGCAUUUACGAAAGGCAACACAAGCUCUCUGACAAAUCAGGUAGAGGUCAUGAAACAGACAUGUUCUGAUGUUACGGCCCUUACUUCGUUCUCGGAAAACCACGACGUUGCGCGAUUUGCAAGCUUCAAGGAUGACAUCGCGGUAAGGCAUCGACUCAAGCUAACACUGGCGCAGCUCGCUAAGAAUGUUCUAACAUUCACGAUGCUGUUCGACGGCAUACCGAUGAUUUACCAAGGGCAAGAACAACAUUUCUCAGGUGCCGAUGACCCCGAGAACCGCGAAGCCUUGUGGCUAUCAGGCUACGACACCAACGCUCCGCUUUACCAACUAGCCACGAAGCUGAACAGGAUCCGCAAGCAUGCAGCCCAGAUCGAUCCAGCAUAUGUAGACUCACAGACCUUCCCCAUCUACACAGGGUCUAGCGAGAUGGGCUUCCGCAAAGGCGUCGAGGGCCGGCAACUCCUGAUGGUCUUGUCUACACAAGGCACGAACAGCGGCAAAUAUGAGCUGGACAUGCCAAUAGGCUACCAACCUGGAUUUGUGGUCAUGGAUGUGCUUAAUUGCGCCAACUACUCGGUUAAUGACAUGGGUCUUCUCAAGGUCAGCAUGGAUAAGGGCGAGCCUAGGGUCCUUUUUCCCGCCGACAUGAUGGAAGGAAGUGGUCUAUGCGGAUUUGGAAGGUCGAAUGGAACGACAUAUCUUAAUCUGAAGAAGAAUACGAUGCAGUCCUCGGGUGGCAGGCUCUCGAAUUGGCCUACCUUGAGCCUCCUGUUAAUCGGUUGUUUGACUUACUUGAUAUUAUGGUGUUGA